AUGGGCAAUGAUGGUAACUACAACCAAUCUGCCCUCUGCUACUUCUACGUCAUGACUGGCGAUCCCACCCAUGGCGAAAAUUGGUGGAUGGUUGAUCUGGUGGAAAAGUUCUUCAUCGAUCGAGUCGUGGUUUACAGUACCGCUGCCUAUUCCGACCACCUGAGCCAAUUCAUCAUCGGCCUCUCAAACUUGUUUACACCAGUAAAGCGAAACUUUUAUGAGAUUUGCGACCAGUACCUGCUGAGCGUCGUCACAAUUUCGUCCUUCGAAGUGAGGUGCUAUGCAAACCUGCCGGAAUUUAAAGUCGUAGUCCUUCAGCAGCCUUAUAACGGACCCGGGACGUUGAGUUUCGCUGAGGUUGAAGUCUAUGCCAGUAGGAAUCCAAAUAGCAAACUGUGGUACAGACAGACGAACUAUCGCAUGCUGAAACCGGCCGCUCUGAAGAAAACACCGUCACCAUUGUUGGAGUGCCUCAUCCAGUGUGUCACCCAAAACUGCAACACCAUCAACUACAAUCGCAAAUUAAAAACAAAUAUCGCUCUACACAAGAACGCGACUACCGACGUUUACUACGGCGACCUGGACUGCAAUGGCCCAUGGCACGCCACAGAUGGCAGUUACGAUAACAACAGAAUCAAUUGCUACUGUUACUUCGGAGGUGGUUGGGGUCUAACUGCCUGGCUGAUGGUUGAUUUGGAAGAGGAGUUCAACAUUGAUAGCAUUACUCUUUACACUGAGAAUAUUUAUUGGUAUAAAAUGCAUCAGUUCAUAACUGGCGGCUCUAACAACAAAACAACGGUAAGAGGGUCGUACUACAUAUGCAAUCAAUAUGAAUUUGAACUGACAAGGCCCAGCGUAUGUCCAGUCAAAUGCAAUGCAAACAUUCCUGCUGUCCGAUACGUCAUAGUCCAACAAAGGAAAGAUAUGACCUUACAUUUGAAUGCCUGUGAACUGGAGAUAUAUGCCGCGAAAGUUAAUAGUAGCAAGCUAUGGAACAAACAGUCAGACCGCAGAUUGGUAAAAUGGACUCCCUACACGUACAAUAGAACUUCGGCCCAUCUGUGUUUGAUCAACUGCAUACAGCUAAACUGCGAUUCAGUCAACUACAACAAUCUUACAAACGCCUGUGAGAUUUUUCAACAUCCAUUUGGUUAUUAUGAAGGAAAUUUACCCACUUUUGCCAAAAGUUGGGAUUAUUGGCAGUUAUUCUACGCGUGA
Molecule: messenger RNA, 1218 nt
Organism: Helobdella robusta
Lineage: Eukaryota; Metazoa; Annelida; Clitellata; Rhynchobdellida; Glossiphoniidae
Exons: 6
Coding region: 1-1218 (405 amino acids)
Source: RefSeq, a predicted model, not a curated record